AUUUAUUCUAGAAUAUUAAACACAUCCGCAAACAAUAUCUGUCUGGAGUCCCAAAGUUUACAGCACACAGAGCUGCAGUAAAGCAGCUUGUUUAAUCUAGAACAUAAGAAUGGUGACACUGUGCAUGAAUAUAUUUCGGUGUUCUGUAGUCGAGCCUCUGCCCCGGGGCUUCAAUAUUGUGGCUUUCAACGUGUCAACAAGGCGCUCCUCCUGCCCCCCAGCUAACAAAAACCAAAACAAGGUCUUGCAACAGAGGUUUGUCACCGCGGAGCGUAAAUAUUACGCACAGCUGAUCUUGCACAAAUGCGGUUACUAGAGUAUAGUAUAUGGCUGCGUGUAUUCAUCACACAGUCUGAAAUGUGAGCCGAUUGACAGCUGCGGUGGCAACUGUUCACUGAGGACAGGCGUGCGUCCGGCUGCAGUUCCGCCUGCAGCUGCGGUGCUGAAUAAAGGCUGUACUGGCUCACAGACGCGCUACUGUACGACCAGCACGCCCUGAGCGUCGAUGCGGACCGUUUUCCCAGCAGAUAACUGAAAGCUUUGUCGUUUCUAGUGAACAGUCGGCUUUUAUCUCUAUUUUUCCCACUUCACAGCGCGGGGAGGACAGGGAUUCUCUUGUGUUGCUGCUGCCUGAGGCUGGAUGUCUCAGUGAGGGGAUGCGGGGUCUCUAACCCACUCGCGGCUUGCUCAGGUCUGGACAUGCUGGGAGGCAAACGCCCAUCAUAACUGUGGCUGUGUGCUGCUCUAAAAAGCGACGCAAGGAACAGUCGGGUUAAAUGAGGAACAAGUCUGUGCUUUAACACUGUGUCGUGCUGGUCGCUGGCAGCAGGAUUUGCAUGAGGUUUAUUUCGGGGGAAACAGCUUCAACCGUCGGCGCAGCAGGCUGAUCCUCACACCAAAGAAUUCACCGGAUUUGGCUGCACGUUUUUUGUGCCUAAGGUUUCCAUUUAUUCUUAUUUAAGGCCGCAUGAAGGACCAAAUCGUAACUAUACACGAUUACUUUGGCGCACUGAAUGGGAGCGCCUAUAGCUCAGGCUUUUUGUCUGCUAGAUAGCCCUUGUUGGUCAGACAGCUCAUCUAAAUUUAAAAACAUGUUCUACGGUGCUGUUAGUAAUAACAAAUGUAUUUUUCAAUAAAUUAUGUAUUUAAAUAAGUUAGAUUAAAAAAAUAUUGUCGACAGUGCCAUUGCGCAUUUUGGACCAUCUUUCUAAAUGCCCUUCACUUUUUUAGUAGACUUUAAAUUGGACAUUUUUAAAAUGCAACUUUUAAUUUGUAUGUACAUUUGGCAAAUGUUGGUUAUAUUUAGGAUUAUAUUUACCUUUUACGCUGGAUACAAUUUUCUUUUAUACUCCUGUUGCCUCUUGAGAGCUCCCUGAGCAUUUGGAUACACCUGUGCACUUUUGGAGAUGUCCAUUUGGAUUCGCGGCUCACUUUUGGUUUUGUUGGAUUUUAUUCACGUGAAAAUAGUUUUCUUCGGAUUCUUUUGAUCUAGUCUAUAAGAAAAGGGUCCGUUUUACCAAUUAAUCCCACCAAUGGAGUCUGUGUAGCCUCUCAGAGAUGCUCCAUGACUUGGCAAACGCACGAAAAGCAGCAGCAAGUUCCUAAGAGUUCAGUUGCGCACUCACGGACAAUCCCUCUUCAGUAUUAACUGUAUGACUACUGAAUGGACCAAAAUAAGUUGAAACCAUAGGGGUAGAACAGUAUAUUUCUGAGGAGGGGGCUUUACCUUUUAAUGCCAUUUUUUAAAUUAUUUUUUAAUGGGAUAUUGGAGGUCAUGUUUAUUUAGGGCCCAAAUGGCCAUUUUUAGAUUUGGGGGACUUUCUGGGCUUUUUAGAAAUGAUUUUGUCAAAUUUGUUCACCCCUGCAUGAGCUACAGACAUGGAAGUGUCCUUUUUGCAGGGAUUGCUGGGAAGAAGAAGGAGGCUGUCGAGGUUGGGACUUUGGAGAGGAAGGUAUAGUUAGAGCCAUUGUCUGAAAGGAAUCAUCUUCAUCAGGACCAGCAUCCAUAUUUUCAUUGUUCCAGUGUGAACUUGAAGAAAGGAAAUUUGAUAUCACGUCCCACUUCUUGACUCUGACCUCAGCACCUGCACCUCAGCCAUGAUGGAUGAGGAGAUCAUCGAGGAGAAGGCCAAGCUGAAGCAGGGUCUGGUCAAAGUGCUUCAGUGUGUGGCCACCAUCUCUUCAGCUGCUGCUGUAGUUAACCCCAUCUUUGGUGUUGCCGGUUCCCUGAUCCGGGUGGUGCUGCACCACAUCGAUGAUGAAGACAUUCGUACUCUGAAGCGCGAGUUUGCGUCAGUCAACCGAGGGCUGGACCAGCUCUCCCAGCUGAACCGCAGCACGCUUGUGCAGAUCAAGAAGGAAACGCUGGACGGCCAGUACAAUCAGGUUGAAGAGAACCUGAAGCACCAGUUCAGAAAGUUCAUGGAGAUGGUGGAGGCGCGGCCGCAGCACCGCGAGCGCAAGAAAGACGACUUUGAGGAGAGUUACGCCAACGAUCUGGGUGACCAGAACCUGCACACGCUGUACGACGGCGUGGUGGGGAAACGCAAGCUGUUCAGUAGACCCAUCCUGGAGGUCUACUUGAAAUACUCCCAAGGCGAUCGCCAGACAAUGGAGCGACUGUGCACGCGCCUCACCUACCUGUUCUGCAUCGGGCUCAUCGCCCUCAUGGGGUACGCGGCCGUCAUCGGAGACGACGAGGAGGGCCUGAGCGAGGAGUGGGCUGAGAAGAUGGAGCACGUACAGGAGAAAAUGCAGGAAGCUCUUAGCAGGUGCAAGUGAAGAACCGUGAAGAGUCGUCGUCUCUGCUUCAUCAGUGCUUUUCUUCAGUUUUCGGACUCGCCGGUCCACAUUCCUUCUUUCAUUUUCUCUCCCAAUGACAACGUCUCCCUUCACUGCUUUAAAAGCCUGGUGAUUGCUGCACAUGUGAGCUGUGUGUGAGACGUGAGCAUGGCCCGUUUCCUGCUGCUUUGACAUCGACUGGCUGAUUCUUCAACUUAAAAAAAAUGUUACUGCAGUGGUUUCAGCUCAUGGCAAGAAAAGAUAUGUUAAUCAUCCAUGGGUUCAGUAUGCUGCGCUAAAGAAAUUGCACACACAUAAUUAUACAAAAAACAUUAAAAAGUACAUUUUUUUUCGUUCCAGGGCAUCAAAUACUCCCGUUCUCAGUUGCUCACACAAGGUGUGCAGGACUUUGCCAGAUAGAAGACUUUAGUUCAUGUCCUUCAUUGGACAUUUUUGCUUGCUGAUUAAUUUGCACUUGGCUUAGUUUAAGCAGAGUCCCUGUGGUUAUUUAUCUGGGACCAGUCUAACCUGAUUUAAAAAAAAAAAACACAAAACACUUUUAAAAAGUUUAACAACUUGACGCCAAAAUAAGAAAAAGCUUUAAAAAGCUUUCCCUCCAUUGAAGUUGCACAUAUGUCUCUGAAAUUUCUGUUCAGGAUUCUUUGAGCACCACAAUCUUAGUUUGGUAUCAAAUACAGCCCCCUACCCAGUGUGUUUAAAUGUGACACUAAAGUGUCCUUUACAAGUAUCUGCAUGUGACGUGUUGACAGUGAGUGCGCCGCCUUGUUAUAGCUUUAACCAGUGCUCGUUCACAUCUGCUCUGUCUCUGGGAGAGUCUGGUGGCUUUACGGGAAAAUGAACAGAAGCAUUUGAAACCUUUGGAAUGAGAGCUGACUGUCAAUGCAUCAGCUCCAUAUUUAAACGUAAUCUAUUGCAGAGCUUCCCACAGCUUUACAUGCAGUCUAUUCCAGCCAAAUGCAGUUUGUGAAAAUAUAUUACACUACAAGAAAAUCAGUGUGACGGCAGGAGAAACCAGCCUUCAGAUGAAAGAGUUCAACUAGAACUAGAGACAAGCAUCUCAAAGCCUCAUAUCUAUGAAUCUAAUAACCGACUACUGUGAUAUAAUCCUUUAUUGAAUAUAAUCAAUCGUGUCAUCUUAAGCAAAUUAUCAAAAUCUGUGCCACAAAUGUGUUUUACUUGUUCUUACGUUAAAUUUAUUUUACACUAAAGUGAUGCUGCUGUGCUGAGUUCUUUAUUUUCUUUCCUAAGUGCAGAAAAUAUUUGAAACAUUAAGACACUACAGAUUUUUCAUGCAGCACUACAGCUGCCAAUAACGAGCACUUCACUGGAGCAAGAAGCACUGAAUAUGUCAUUAUUUACCAUUUAUGAGGUCAAAUUAAGCAAUGGCUGCAGUUCAGUUUCCCCAACCUGUAAUACACACCUGUGGUAUUUGAGUUUCUAACAGAGCUCUCGUUCUGUGCAGCUGUGCCACUCUUUUCUAUUUAAUGUGCACUACAGCUUUUUAGCGAUGCAGGAAAUGCACCAAGUAUGUAAGGAGAUAUCAGAGGGUUUCUUUGGUGGGAGGUUUUUAACAUCUGUUGAGCCGUCGUUUUCUUUAAGGCCAUCCUGAGCAACUAUGUAUCAUUUUUAGCGUUUUGUGUCCUUUCCUGUCUGAACAACAGUGCCUGAAUGUCCCGUUUUUUUUGUAUUUUUUAUUAAGGGGUUUGUUUUAAUGCAGUCUUCAUGUUUUGAACAAUUUCUCUUAUUUUUCUAGAAAACUGGUGAUGCCAAGAGUAUCAGAUGGUUGGUGGGUUUACUGCAUUAGAACACAACGUCAGUUGUCACAGUGUUUGUUGGAAAAGUUAUCCAGUAACACCUCAGUUAAAAUUAUUUUUUUAGUAUAUAUAUAUAGCCAUACUUUUCUCCUACUUUUUAAACACACAGACUCUGUUACAGACUGGUUUAUGGUUCUGUUGCAGUGUGCCGCCAUCUUGUUACAACACUAUAUGCUACGUAAAUAUAGUUAAAAUUCUGUUGAUAUUUUGGGAGAUCAUAUGGCCCUCUUUUUGGUAUGCCCUGUAUGUGAACAUGUUGCCUUUUUAGUUCUGCAAAUUUGAUGCCUGAUUGUAUAUGCACCAUAAAUAAACAAUCAAUAAUACUGA
This is a messenger RNA of Maylandia zebra (zebra mbuna), 4943 nucleotides long. It is a transcript of the gene rpz, whose product is annotated as rapunzel. Lineage: Eukaryota; Metazoa; Chordata; Actinopteri; Cichliformes; Cichlidae. The record is from RefSeq and is a predicted model, not a curated record.